Messenger RNA from Vitrella brassicaformis, 1331 nucleotides. Lineage: Eukaryota; Vitrellaceae. The record is from the annotation of a GenBank genome assembly.
CCACACCACCGAUUUAGCUACUUGUCCUUCUUCCCGCCGUAUUCGGCGGGUCGGACAGCAUAGAAAAUGGCGGCUGCCAGCGCCGCGCCGACGAGCGGUGCGGCAAGGUAGAGGCCGAUGUAGUCCCAAUGGCGGCCCUCGCUCUCCAUUGUCAAAACGUGUGUGAUUGUGACGCCGAACGAGACGGCGGGGUUGAGUGAGCAGCCACUCACGCCCCCAAUGGCGAUGGCCGCCGACCCCACGGUGCUGCCGAUGGCCAGGCCGAAGUAGUGGUUGGGUGUGUCCUGAUUGGUCGUCGCCACGUUGAGGAUCACGAGACACAGGGCACACGUGUACAGGAUCUCCACCAGGCAGGCCGACAUGAUGGUGCCCCGCUUGUCGUCGAUGGGCUCUAGGGCGAACGAGGCGCCCAGGACGCCAGAGUACGUCAGGCCCGCGACGAGGCCAGCCAGGAGCUGAACGACCCAGUAGAUGCCGGCGUCACGCAGAGUGAUCUUCUGCCGACGAGACAGCCACACAGCCAACGUCACUGAGAGCACCAGGACAACAGAGAGACAGACAGACAGUGAGCACACACCAGAGCACACCCAGACAGCCCCCCCAUAUAUCUCUGUCUGUCAAUCACUGACUGACCAGCUGGGUUGAAGUGUCCGCCCGACACGGAGCCCAUGGCGAAGAUCAUGACCAUGAGGAUGGCGCCAAUCGAGAGCGGCGCCAGGUCGUUGCCCUGGACCACGUUGAGUCCGAUCGUCAGCACCAAGAAGAAGGUACCCACGAACUCGGCCAUGUAGGCGUCCCACGCGAAGCUCCUCAGGAUGGCCGAGGCCUUCUUCAGCGGCUCGUUCAAUGCAUGUGGGCAGGAAAGGCCUGUCCCAACCUCGCCGCCCGCAGUGUCUGACGGGGACAGUUGACAUACAACCAAAGGUCAGCCACGCAAUGGAGGUGUGUGCGCGCGCGUGUGCGUACCAAUGCUGACGUCCACGGUGUGCUCGUUCAUACUGCUCAACCAGCGGUGUGGACAGACAGACACGCUGCUGUUAUCGCUCCGGAGGCAGCUUGCUGGUCGGUGGCUGGAUCCUUGGAGAGGGAGGGAGAGAUUCCGCGGAAAGGCUUGUUUCCUGCUGGCACAGGAGAUCACAUAGCCAAGGGUGACGUAUACACAUGGCUGGUGGCACCCCAGGCAUCCCCGUCACUCCCCUGCUUACCUCGUGCGUUUGUUUGUGCCGGGAAGGAAAGAUCUGCGGUUCCUUGAGAAUGCGGAUGUCAAGAGGGUGAUGAUUCCGAUGCGAUGAACGCCUUUUCCUCUCUCCCUGUCCCUCUCUCUCUCUCCC